GGUUAUACACAGUUCUUGAUUGCAUCUACCUAAGUAAUUAAAGAUUGGAUGGAAAGGAGCAAGCCAGCGAUACCCAAUUCGCGAGCUUGGUGCGAUCCGCGAAACUCAGCUUCAUCCUCAUUUCUAGCACACCGGCCUGGUGUUUAUCACAUACAGAUAUCACAUACGCAUCUGUAUACACCAUCGUCGUUUGUAGUCGGCCUUCGGCGUCUGUCGGUGCGACGCGUUGACCGUCGGCAACAUUCAUGCAGCGCGCCUCGCGCGGCGCUGAGGAUGAUAGAGGCUACUUGGGCCACAAUGACUCGUUCAGCUUUGGCGGGGGCCAGGGCCGCAGCAGCGCGAGCGGCCGGCCGGCUCCGCCUGGGGCGGACGCGCAGACCGCCGCGCAGCUCCUGAAGCUCCAGAGGCUCGUGGAGUCUCUGGUCGUGCGAGAGCUUGAGCGUGCCCCCGGCUCUGGGGCUGCUGCUGCGGGAGGGGGGUCACACCAGCAGCGCGGUACCCAGCACCAGCCGGCGGCCUACCCCCCAACGGGACCCGGGGCUCACCGGUCACAACGCCGGCCCUCCUCAGUCAGCUCGGAGGCGUCGUCACUCGUGGACUUCGGGCCGCCGGCGCCAAGCGGAGGCCGCAGUGGCGGAGGCGGGGGUGGAGGCGGGGGCAACGCGGCACGGGCGGCGGGCACGCGUUCCGGGUACCGGGGCUUGGGAGAUGACGGCGUGCCGAUGCAGGUUGCAGCCCUGCAGGGCCAACUGGCGGUGCUGGGCGAGCAGCUAAAUUCGGCGUACAGGGCCGCAGACGGCGUGUCGUCGCCGAGGGCCACACUGCUGCGAACACAGCAGCAGCAGCAGCACGCGGCGGCUGCACAGGGCGGGUACCGGGGCGGGCUGGGCGUGGACGCAGGUGGCGGCAUGGGGCCGCCCAGCCCUGGAGCGCAGGGUGGCCUGGGCGCCACAUUUGGGCGGCCGGUGACGCCACCAGCGGCCGUGAUGCCAGGCCGGGGGGCCUACCACCUGGGUGCCGCGGGAACGGCAGCAGCAGGCGACCUGUUUGGUGAUGGCGCUGGUGGGCUUGGUCUCGGAGUGCUGGGCGGGGGAAUCGGUGGGGGCGGGGGCGGUGGGGGCGUGGCGCGCGAUAUGCGGCAGCUGGCGGCUGAGGAGCGCGCCGGGCGGGAGGCGUCGGCGCGGGAGGACGAACGGCUGCGCGGCUGGAUCCAGGACCUGCGCUCGGAGCGGCGGCGGCUUGAGGACCGCCUGCUAGAUGGCGACCCCUCGGGCGGCCGCGUGCAGGCCAUGCGGGACGACCUGGAGAAGCAGGUGCUGUCGCUGUCAAGGCAACGGGACCAGGUGGCAGCCGAGCUAAGCGAGCUGGGCAUCACACGCGGCGCCAAUGCACAGCUGGCGGCGCAGGUGGAGGCGUUGGAGCUGGCGCUGGCGACGGAGAGCGACCGUGUGGCCAGAUACAAGGAGGUUCGGCCCGCGCUGGAGGCCCGGCUGGCGGAGGUGUCCUCCUCCCUGGAGGCGCUCAAGCAGCAGCACGCCGCGACACUGGAAGUGAUGGCGCAGGAGCGCGACGCCGCAGCGCUCAAGGCGCGGCGCAACGGCAAGCGCGCGUCCGAGCUGGAAGCGACUCUGAGCGCCACCCAGGCGGAUGUGCGGCGGCUCGAGGAGGAGGUGCGCGGCCACGCGGUGGCUCUGUCGGAGGCGCGAGCCAGCAACGAGGUCAUCCAGGCCGCCGGCAACCAGCUGCAGGCAAGCAUGGAGUCCCAGGCGCGGGAUGCGGCGGCGCGGCUGGCGGCACUGCAGUCGCAGCUGGAGGCCAGCAGCUCCGACUGCGGCCUGCUGCGGCGGCAGUUGGAGGCGGCGCAGGCGGAGGCGGCGGCGGUUAAGGACCAGCUGCGUGACGCCCAGACCCGGCUGGAGUCGCUCACGGCGGAGCGGGACCGGCUGGUGUCGGCGUUGGCGGAGGAGCAGCGGGCGGCGGCGGCGGCGCGGCAGCAGGCGGACUCGCUCAAUGUGCAGGUGAAGGCCGGCGAGGAGGCGCGCGCGGAGGCGUCUCGCGGCUUCAGUCUGCAACUGGAGACGCUGCGGCGGCAGCACGCGGCAGACCUGGCAGCGGUGCAGAAGCAGUAUGAGUCACAGCUGGCGGCGGCUGAGAAGCAGUACCUAUUGCUGCAGCGGCAGUACGAUGCCGGACUGACAUCCAACGACAAGGUGGCGGAGACGGCAUCCACGCUGCGGCGGGAGCGGGACGCGCUGUGGGCGGAGGCGGAGAACCUCAAAGCCGAGCUGGAGGAGGCACGCAAGGAGAAGGCGGAGGUGGGCGCCAAGCUAAACGCGUUGCGGGGCGAGGUGCGGACCACCAUGGAGGAGGUCACGCGCGACAGGGACGCCCGGCUGGCUGCUGUGUCGGGUCAGGGCGAGGCGCUGGUCCGCGACAUCCGGGUCGAGGCGGAGCGCCGGGUGGCGGCGGUGCAGCACGAGUACGAGACGCGACUGGCGGGCCUGAUGGACGUGACCGAGAAGCUGCGGGCUGAGGCGACCGACUCGCAGCGGCAGGCGGACAAGCACAAGGCCACCGUCAGCCACCUGAAAGACCAGGUCCGGGACCUCCUCCUGAGCCGCGACGCCGCCGAGCGCGAGCUGGCGUCGGAGCGGGCCUUCAACGAGGAGCUCAAUCGCAUCCUGUCCGACAUACGGGCGGAGCAGCAGCAGCAGGCGGUGGCGCUGGAGGAGAGAGCGUACUGAUUGUCAAGUGUAUGUGCGCGAGAAGGAAGCAAGGAGGGCAGAGUGCGUGGGGUUGCUUGAAGAGCGAGCGAGUGUAGGCAAUAGAUGUGGAGGGGCAUACCGCGUGCCGCCCUGCUGAAUGGACAUAUCGUGCAAAAUCGAGCUUCUAUGGGAGCCUGGUGGCCUGGUGGAGCAUGAGGCCCAAGCCGCCCAAACCUGGUUAAGACAAAAUUGGGAUUGGUUCAAAACAGGGGGGGUUCAAAGUUUCCCCCCCAAACCCCGGAAUGCGUUGUUAACGUUGGCGAGAUUCGGGGCUGUCGGGAACCGCGGGCGUAUGGCGAGCCAAACCCUACCGCUAC
Chlamydomonas reinhardtii is the source of this 3082-nucleotide messenger RNA. RefSeq lists its product as uncharacterized. The record is from RefSeq and is a predicted model, not a curated record. Bases 246 to 2744 code for a protein of 832 amino acids. Lineage: Eukaryota; Viridiplantae; Chlorophyta; Chlorophyceae; Chlamydomonadales; Chlamydomonadaceae. The transcript is spliced from 20 exons.